Marchantia polymorpha subsp. ruderalis is the source of this 1719-nucleotide messenger RNA. NCBI's taxonomy places the organism in Eukaryota, Viridiplantae, Streptophyta, Marchantiopsida, Marchantiales, Marchantiaceae. The record is from the annotation of a GenBank genome assembly.
UCUACUCUGGUACUCAGAAGUUUCGGUGUCUAGUACAGUCUGCUCUUAGAAUACAACUGCGAAUUCCGAAAAUUGGGAUCUCAGUCUUCGGGGUGUAUUGAAUUGCAUCGAAGGUUUUGUAGCAGAAGCUGAGAGCGUAGAGAUGGCCAACAAUGCCAAUGCCAAUGCUGCUACUGGUUACAGACAUCAGAGGGCUAAUGGACCCGCGACAGUCCUAGCCAUUGGCAAGGCUACUCCCCCCACAGCGUACCCGCAAAGUGAAUACCCGGACUUCUUCUUCAACGUCACCAACACCAAUCACAAGACUGAGCUCAAGGCCAAAUUUGCUCGCAUCUGCAAGAAUUCCGGAAUCAACACGAGGUACUUCCAUUGCACAGAAGACAUCCUGAAGGCCAAUCCGUCGAUGUGCACGUACCUGGAGCCGUCGCUCGACAUCCGACAGGACAUUGCGAUCAGGGAGGUGCCCAGAUUGGCGGAGAAGGCGGCCAUCGAGGCCCUGGCGGAAUGGGGCCAACCCAGAGACCAGAUCACGCACGUCGUGUUCGCAACCACGAGCGGCGUGAACAUGCCCGGAGCUGACCUCACUCUAACCAGGCUCUUGGGUUUGAACCCGAACGUGAACCGUACCAUGCUCUACCAACAAGGCUGCUUCGGAGGCGCCACGGUUCUGCGCGUGGCCAAGGACCUGGCGGAGAACAACAAGGGCGCCCGAGUUCUCACCGUCGUGAGCGAGCUCACAUGUGUCACCUUCCGGGCGCCGAACGAGGAGCAUCUGGACAAUCUGGUGGGUUCAGCCAUCUUCGGCGACGGAGCUUCAGUUCUAGUCAUCGGAUCUGAUCCUAUACCUGAAGUGGAGAAACCCCAGUUCGAGAUUCACUGGUCAGGGGAGACUAUUUUGCCAGAGAGCGAUGGUGCUAUCGAGGGGCGGCUGACAGAAGCUGGACUCAUUUUCCAUCUGUUGAAGGACGUUCCCGGCCUCAUUUCCAGAAAUACCCUUCCCAUUUUCAACAAAGCAAUUGAAGUGGCAGGAUCCCCGAGCUGGAAUGAUCUGUUCUGGUGCGUGCACCCCGGAGGCCGUGCCAUUCUGGACGAGGUUGCCAAAACCCUGAGCUUGAAGCCGGAGAAGCUCGAGGCCACGAGAGACAUCCUCUACAACUACGGGAACAUGUCCGGCGCCAGCGUGCUCUUCGUCUUGGACCAGAUGCGGAGGCGGUCGGCCGACAAGAACUGCACCACCACCGGCGAAGGGUGCGACUGGGGCCUCGUGGUCGGGUUCGGGCCGGGACUGACGGUCGAGGUCUCCGUUCUCAAAGCCAUCGCCACCGCUAACUAGAAAACCCCUCCUUCGUUCCCUACGCGAGAAAUUUUCCAUUCGGCAAAUAAUUCAUCCGUCCGCAGUUACGAAACCGCCUUGACUUUGCACGGAUCCAGUACGCGGACUCGUGAGAGCUCCGUGAGAGCUCGAAGAGUCUAGAGGAGUAGCAUCAUGAAGUCCUCAGCGUUAUCGUCGGUGGUCGCACACGAGAGUCUUGCCGUCUUCUGAGAAAGUAGCGGUGCCAAGGCCUAAGCUAGUGUUAGAUCACGGCCCAAGAUAUCGACGGUUCUCUCAAAAUCCUAGAAUAAUUCGUUGUCUCGAAAGGAGGAGCUGAUCGAGACGUGAAUCUUAGAUUAGAUUGACUGUACAAACAUACAAAGUAAAGCUCCAUAAUUCUUCAUUCA